AUGGCUUUGCUACAGAACGAAGACUUCCUUAUUUGGCAGCUCCGAACAUCAUACUUGACCCAUAACAAGGAUGGCAUUGGCGAGCGUCUCAUCAAUGUCGACUCUAGUGUUCUUAAUGAUCCCAGCUUCCGUGCGGCAGGGUGGACUGCCAACAUCGCGGACAUCAAGAGGACGUAUUCUCCGCCAAUCCCAACUACCAUUUCAUCUGACUACUUCGCUGCUCCUCCCAGAUCUGCCGGCAUUGCUCCCGCGGGGUUCGAAGAUGAGGAUGAGGAAGGCGGUAUGGUGACGGGACGAGGGAGUACUGAAACAGUUGGCCCAGGCCCAAACGUCAAGAGAAGACGGCUUCGUGAACAACAUGACGAAGAUGAUAGCAGUGAUCUGAGCGACGAGAGCGACGAAGACACUGAAGGCAGUAGACGGGCCGCACAGCAAAUCAAGUUCGCAAAGAUGCCUGUGAGGAAUCGAUCAGGGUCGUCGCCCAUCCGCAGCUCUUUUGCGACAGAUGGAGUUGAGGUCCUCAUCACAUCACCAUCCAGGCGAUCAAACGAGGGUAGAUUACGGAGCGGGUCUCUAACAUGCGUUGAGGCCGUGAAGCAGAGGGCUAGGAGGGACACGACCACAAGCAGUGAGAUGUCGUCCGAGAACGAGCUCGAUCCUUCAAUUUUCGGAGCAAGGCGCAAACAGACUAAUCCUGUCAAGGCAGCCAAAGCCGGUAGCCUUCUGACUGAGAAGCACAAGGAGGAUGAGCGGCAGCAAAUGCGCAAUUUGACCACCACGAUCAAUGAAGAUUCGGAAGCAGAGUCAGAUAGAAGCGAUCUCUCUUCGGAAUUUGCAGAAACCGCCGACUCAGAGUCGCUCUUAGAUGACAUUGCUGCUUCCUCACUGACUGAUAUGCCGCCACCAUUGAACGUUAACAAGGACUCUCCAAGCAAGCUGAAGAACGCACCAUCGUCUCUUCUUCAUCCGCUACCUCCAGCGCGGCCCAUCAGUACCCUCCAAUCCGUUAGUCUUCUGGGACAAGCCUUGAGAGCCGGGAAAUCCAAGCCCAAGAACCCUGUGGAGGCAUUUGCCAGGCUAUCUGGUAAAGGAGCUUUGGACCCUCUCAAUAUCCGAAUAUAUGCACCUUUCUCAGAAUCACCGGACAAACCAUUUGAAAUGCCCUUGCUGAAGAAUGUGCAAGCUACGGACUCCGGUGAAAUCCCAUUAGUCACCGUGGCAGAUGCGAUUGGAUUGAGCUUAUGGAGAUAUCGCGAAGAAGGCCUGAAACCCCCUAUCGACGAAUCUAGGCUCAGCGUUAAUCUUUGGGUAUUACGAAUGGUCGAAGAUGGAGAAGUCGAAUAUGACUUCCCUCCUUUGAACCGAACGCAGCCCAUUGUCGCUUUCACCUCGAACAACAAUCGUGGUCCUCGAGGAAGGUCUAGAGAGAAGCCAUAUGAUGAGUUUGCUUUGGUAGAGGCUACUCAAGCUCAGAUACAGGAAAACAAGAAGCUCACUCCCAAAUUCGACAAAUUGCUAGAAGCAACGAAAGUGGAGGCACCCGAAGCGGGUUCGCAGCGCCAGAGUCAGACUGAGAGAAAAGAAGCAGCUCUUGCUGCGACAGCACCUCGGAAACCAGCGCCAGCGCCAGCAGACAAGCCAGCCCUUCCUACAAUUCACUCAACACCACGGAUGGGUCCACCAAAGAUGCUCAAGAUCCACUUCACAAGUCUCGAAGCCUUCAGCCAAAUCAGUACCAUCGAGGUGACCACAGACACAUACCUCGCCGAGGUCUUAGAUAUCGUCUGUAAGAGAUGGAAACUCGACAAGUCCUACCAAAUCUUGAAAGUAUCCGGCACCAAUACUAUCGCCCCCGUAGAUCGAACAGUUGAAUCUCUCGGCGCUCGCACAGAUCUCGAUCUCGUACGCAGACGUUUCGCAAACGAUGGCGCUCUCGGUCUCGGAGGGUCGCCGGGCAGUAGCUCGCCUAAUGCACCCUUGAUUCUGGCAGAGGAAAGUGCAACGAAGGGCCAAAGGAAGGGGAAACUAAUGCAUCCGCUGGCCCAAAACUCUGAAAUGCUGAACAGUACCGCUAAGUACAAGAAGUACAACGUCAUUAGGAAACAACCUAUGUCUUUCGCGCCUUCGCAUCAACGAGUGCUGCUGAUGGACGAAGAUUACAUGCAUAUCUUACCCGGAGAGACGGGGAAGACUUUGUUUGAUAGCAGCGUAAAGACAAGUCGGGUGCCAUUCAGUAUGAUUGUAGGGUGUAAAGUCAGCAGAAGGCAUCCGAAGACAUUCCGGGUGAUUAUCAUAAGAGAAAAAGACGAUACGAAACGUUAUGAUUUCGAGGCGCAGAGCACCGUCGAUGCUGCAGAAAUCGUGGAGGAGAUCAGGAAGGGUAUGGAGCCGUAUGAUCAGCAACAUCAAAUGAUGGCGUGA
This is a messenger RNA of Letharia columbiana, 2421 nucleotides long. RefSeq lists its product as uncharacterized. Bases 1 to 2421 code for a protein of 806 amino acids. Gene Ontology annotation, cellular component: cytoplasm; plasma membrane; TORC2 complex. The record is from RefSeq and is a predicted model, not a curated record. Gene Ontology annotation, molecular function: phosphatidylinositol-4,5-bisphosphate binding. The transcript has 4 exons. Lineage: Eukaryota; Fungi; Ascomycota; Lecanoromycetes; Lecanorales; Parmeliaceae. Gene Ontology annotation, biological process: TORC2 signaling.